Molecule: messenger RNA, 729 nt
Organism: Plasmodium gallinaceum
Lineage: Eukaryota; Apicomplexa; Aconoidasida; Haemosporida; Plasmodiidae
Product: conserved Plasmodium protein, unknown function
Exons: 3
Coding region: 1-729 (242 amino acids)
Biological process (GO): protein transport
Source: RefSeq, a predicted model, not a curated record
AUGAUGUUGAAUAAAGAUGAUUCAAAUAAUUUCUGUGUCUUUUUAAACUUAUUUAGAGCAAGAGUUAAUUUAUUAGAAAUAAAAAAAAGAAAUGAAAUUUCAAUUCAAAAAAAAAAAAUACACCAUCUACUAUUGAAUAAUGAAAUCGAAAAAGCACAUGCAAAUAUUUGUAUAAUGCUAAGGAAUCAAAAUAUAAUUGAAGUAAGCAAGAAACUAAUUGCACUAUGUACUGAUUUUAAUUCAAUUAUGUUUUUAAAAAAAAAUAUUCAUAAUAAUGACGAUAUAAAAAAAUGUCUACGAAAUAUCUUAUAUUGUUCUAAUAAAUUAAAUAUAAGUAACACGGAAAACUUAAGAAAUAAUUUUAUUAAAAUAUUUGGUAAAAAAUAUAUAGAAUUGAUUGAAACAAAUUUUAUUUUAAUUGAUAAAAAUAUCAUUUCUCUUAUUAAUAAAUAUCAUUUUUCAUAUAAAGAAAUAGAAGAAGUAGAAAAUAUGCUUUUAAAUGAAAUGGAUGAACCUAUAAAUGUGAGGAAAGAUUGUUUAUGUGAUACUUGUAAUUCUAUACAAAAUAAUAACACUCUUUGUAAUUUAAAUAAAAAAGAUAUACUUGAUAUUGUAAAUAAAUAUUCUCAAUGUGCUGAAUGUAUUUUAGAUAAUAAAAAAAAAAAUAUAUUUAAAAGCAUUGAAAAACAGAUAAUAUUAAAAUUAAAUAAAACUCUUUUAAAAAAUUAA